AUGCAAUUCCCAAACACUCAAGUCGUUUUCAAGACCAUUCUGGUCAUAACCGCCAGCCAGACUCCAGCUAUCCCUAAGACCCUUUUCCUCGGAACGGGAAAUCCCGAGGAAAGCGAAGUCGACAAAGAAAGUACUACAUUUGGAUCCGACUCACCUAUGAAUUCAGUUCAAUGGGAAACGGAUUCUGAAUUAGAUCCCCUUUUGGAGAAAGCCCAGCAAGGAUUCCAGAAAUGUGACGGAAUCAGAUCAGAUAUUUUAAUGUGUGGGAAGGAAGUAUUUGACCUGGCCUAUGGAUGCCCAAGUGAUUCCAGCUCGGACCUACCCACAACUUCUUCUUCAAGUGAUCAGCCCAUGGGUAGUGCUGCUGCUAAAUGGAAUUACCGAAACCGGUCCGUUUCCGCUCCCAUUCCGGACAAACCUGAAUUCCCGCUUCCCAAUUUAAAACCGGCAUCACCCAUACUCAAUCAUGACAAUGCUGAACCUGUUUUUGAGUUCACCCCACGUACUCAAGUAGGAGUAUCCCCCGCAUUUUCAGCUUUACUUAAAGAAAAGAUGCGGAGUGAUUAUAAUCAGGGAUAUCCGAAAGGGGUAAAAUUUAUUAACGUGGUAUUAAACAACCAUCUAACUCAGUUAGAAUCCGACCUGGAUAGAACUUGGAAGACAACCUGGGACUGUCUCAAUCUAGUCCAAGAUGAAAUGGAUCUCCGAGCGAAUCCGCAUUGA
Messenger RNA from Cantharellus anzutake, 723 nucleotides. RefSeq lists its product as uncharacterized. The record is from RefSeq and is a predicted model, not a curated record. NCBI's taxonomy places the organism in Eukaryota, Fungi, Basidiomycota, Agaricomycetes, Cantharellales, Hydnaceae. The coding region runs from base 1 to 723 and encodes 240 amino acids. The transcript has a single exon.